GGUUUGGCUAAGCAAAAUACAAUUACGUUUCGUGGACAUUAUAAUGACACCGUUUUUGUGUUAACAUUAGGUAAAUUAAAUGUGCUAUUGGUAAUCUCUACAAGGCAGGUAAAAGAAUAGCAAUCAUUUCACAUUCAAGCAAAAAAGGGUUUUACCCCAUCCCAAUAAAAUUCCACCUGGUAUUUGCACAAUCAACCUGUCCCUUUGGACCACCCGCAGCCCUGGACAGUUUUGCGCCCAAGAAACGCAGAAAACUCUUCAUAUCUUCAUUACCCACGGCGCAUUUAAUGAUCGUCGUAUAAUCCGGGAAGAUCAAAGCGGCCGCUGGUCCCACAAUCCGGGAGUAAUAAAGACAUUAAAACAAGUGCUUCUGAUACCUGUCCUCUUUUACAACUAUUUGGCCUGCAAUAAACCAUCGACGCCGACGCAAUUUCGAAGGGACGACUUUUUUUUCUCUCUCCGAGGAAAAUCACUAAACCAACACCGACCAACCGGUUUUUGGUUCACCAAAUUUUUACGUGUAAUGUGAAAUGUACACAGCAAGACUUUAAAAAUAGAGAAGGCGAUUGCAGCCCAGCUAGACGUAGAGAGGUGAUAAUUGGUUGAGCACACCGGAGGAACGUAACUGGCACUACUGACGGACCCGGACUACACUUUACGGGAAAAUCAACGAGAACAAAGAGUUCACACGAAACACAUUCCCAAAAAAAUUUUCUUAUAACUCAAAACACAUUAAACAUUUUAACGUAACAAAAUUUCACAAAAAUUUACUUUUUUGGGAAUACCAGUUCCCAACGACUUUCGACGCCUAUGAGAACGAAAGAUGAAAAAAUUAUUACCUAGUUGUCAUAGUAACCAAUAUGUAUCCAUGGUUACCAAUGACAUUUCUAAUUCAAACACCGUGGUUGUCAUAGUAAUGAAAAUGUAUCCAUGGUAAAUAGGUCAUGAACGUUCGUCAAAUGUUACAAAAGAACAGUUCACAUUCUCCUUACGAAAAACUAAGGAUUGCUUUUAAAAAAAUGUGUAAAAAGAUUCCAUUCUCCAAUGAUUUUCGACGGCCAUGUUUGUAAAAUAUUAUUUUCUAGGAAAUUAUUUUGGUUGUCGUGGUAACCAAUACGUAUCCAUGGCUACAAACCACGUAGUCAUAGUAACCACAAAAAAGUCAUGAGCGUGGGCCACUUUUUUUAAACGGGAGCAAAUUUUCAAAAAAAUUAAUUUUUGAUUAACAAUGUUAAAAAAAUUGUAUUUUUUCCACGUUUCGCACCAAUUGCCUGAAGAUGAUGAUUCAGCGUCGUUGAGAUCCACCUGUAGCUGUCCAUGCCGUCGAAUGGUGGCCAAUGGAGAGUCGUGGGUGUGGUCUAUGCGACUUCAUCGAUGGCAGCAGCCCGAGAGUUUUAGUGAUGUUGGCGAUAAUAUGUUAAGAUCUCUAAAAUGUAAGAAGUACUUAUCGAUUUGGUGUGAAAUAAUGACAAAUAAUAUAUAAUAAACGUUUAAUUUACAAAAUCCCGAGGUGUGUGUUUAUCAAAUAAGCAUCUAGUGUAUGAUUGACAUUUUAAAUAACUAAAUGUAUCAAUUAAUUAUGUUAAUUUUUUUAAUAAAUCGGUGUGAGAAUUAAUUGUGCGACGCUGAGUUUAACGCCAUACAUGAGGAACGCAGUUUAGACUUCGCCAUGGCCCAGCACAUCCUCUCAGCCGUCGAAUCCGAGAUCACAUCUGGGGGAGGAAAAAACAAAGGCGAUCCAACCGAACGCGAUUUGAUCGUCACUCUAGAUGACAGAGAUCUUUGGCUGCGAUUCGAAUGUUUGACCAACGAAAUGAUCGUCACGAAGAACGGCCGACGCAUGUUCCCGGUGGUGAAGGUCACCGCCGCCGGCCUCGACCCCAAGGCCAUGUACACCGUCCUCCUGGAGUUCGUCCAGAUCGACCCCCACCGUUGGAAAUACGUGAAUGGGGAGUGGGUUCCUGGGGGCAAAGCGGAAGUUCCCCCUUCCAACCCCAUUUACAUCCACCCCGAGUCUCCAAAUUUCGGUGCCCACUGGAUGAAAGAAUCCAUUUCUUUCGCUAAAGUCAAACUCACGAAUAAAUCCAACGGAAAUGGUCAAAUCAUGCUCAACUCCCUUCAUAAAUACAAACCGACUGUUCAUUUGGUCCGAGUUGGCACUGAACCCCGGAGAGUUAUGACGUUUCCGUUUCCGGAAACUCAAUUCAUCGCCGUCACGGCCUACCAGAACGAAGAAGUGACCGCUUUGAAAAUUAAGUAUAAUCCGUUCGCCAAAGCCUUCCUCGAUGCGAAAGAACGCCCAGAUAGUAUAUACCAGAGGGAGUAUUCGCCGACUUUUACCCAACAACAGACCCAGUACUCCCAGUAUGGGUCAUGGUUCCUGCCUCAUCAACCCAUCUACCCGGCUGUAACCGCAACGGUGCAACUAUCAACAUGCACAAGAACCACGUUAAAAAACAACCGAGCAUCGCCGUAUCCCAUGCAACGCCCCAAGUCGGCCUCCCUCUCACCCCCACCACACGUGUACAACCCUCCGGAUCACAUCCAACAAGCCACGCCUUACACCGCAUCAGGCCCCACCUACUCCACAUGGUCCACUGUUCAACCCCAAACCCCCACCACUAUAAUGAGUCCUACGAUUAACUGUUGGUCCCUCACUUCGAGUCCCCCACCACCGUAUCAAAUCUCAGCCCAGCCCACUCCUAGCCAAUCCCCCAAUCAAAUUUACCAACCCGUUACAAACCUAACCAAUCUCUCGUAUCCUGGGUAUUACAACCAGGACGUUUCAUGCACACACUACCAAAACCCUGAGUACAUUUCGGUAGUCAACCCAGAAAGUCCCUACCCACAAAUCGGAUCAGAUCGAGCCACGCCUGUUGGCUACCACCAGAACGAAGUAGGCGGAGUUAUCGACGACGGAGGGAGUGGCCAAAACCAACCGGAAUCGCCCGAAUCAAGCUCGAGCACCCCACGACACGAAUGGGUCGCUCAAAAUCAUCUAUAA
This is a messenger RNA of Tribolium madens (black flour beetle), 3004 nucleotides long. It is a transcript of the gene byn, whose product is annotated as T-box transcription factor T. Gene Ontology annotation, molecular function: RNA polymerase II cis-regulatory region sequence-specific DNA binding; DNA-binding transcription factor activity, RNA polymerase II-specific. The record is from RefSeq and is a predicted model, not a curated record. Bases 1670 to 3004 code for a protein of 444 amino acids. NCBI's taxonomy places the organism in Eukaryota, Metazoa, Arthropoda, Insecta, Coleoptera, Tenebrionidae. The transcript has 5 exons. Gene Ontology annotation, biological process: positive regulation of DNA-templated transcription; regulation of transcription by RNA polymerase II; cell fate specification. Gene Ontology annotation, cellular component: nucleus.